Messenger RNA from Oncorhynchus kisutch (coho salmon), 10108 nucleotides. Its product is annotated as monocarboxylate transporter 5-like. Gene Ontology annotation, molecular function: monocarboxylic acid transmembrane transporter activity. Bases 753 to 2606 code for a protein of 617 amino acids. Gene Ontology annotation, biological process: transmembrane transport; monocarboxylic acid transport. Lineage: Eukaryota; Metazoa; Chordata; Actinopteri; Salmoniformes; Salmonidae. The record is from RefSeq and is a predicted model, not a curated record. The transcript is spliced from 10 exons.
AUCUCUCAUUAUUACACAAUUGGAGUUCAGGUCAUACAGACCUUGCGCCAAAGUUCCUCUGCAGUGGAUGGGAUGUCCCGUUACAUGCGGCGAGAACACUGCAGUCAGCGAUAACGCCUAGGUUGGCUGUCAACCUGUAGAAAGACCCUCUAUCUCCGAUCAUCUCUAUAAUCUCUAACUCUUAACAUUGUUCGUGCUCAUUCUCAAUUUUUAGUCUAUAUUAACAUGCUGUUUUGACAGAGCAGUGAGACGUUUUUAUACCCCUUUGGGAGGUUUUCAGAGCGAUCGUUACGUGCCAGUCACGUGUCAGCCCCUGUGAGAGUGACUUUGGUUCACGCGACCCUUCUCAAUAAAUCGCAAAUGUUCUGUUGAACUCUUGAGGGGGAAUACACACAGUUAAAUAAAGUUAUGGCUCAUUCAUCCUCAAAGGAACGGGUCCUGCUAUGUCGAUGUAUAUGUCAAGGAAACUUCAAGUAGAAGCAGCCAAUAAGUGCACUAUCAAAAGGACAGUGUGCACCUAAAAUGUAGGAAUCUCCCAUCUAGCUCUUCGAGCGCAGAACACCAUCGAUAUUUCUUACUGUUGGAGAUCAAGAGGAAAAUACUUCAAAAUCUGAUGGAAGAUUAAGGUAUGCAUAUAAGUGCAAGGCUAACCUUGACACAACUGUAGAUGUAUCUCCCUAUCCAGACACACCAGAGGAUGACGCUACAGUAGACAACAGAUCUUUUGAAUUCUCUCUGCUGCUGCUUUCACCAUGCUACCUAAAGAACACAACAGCGAGCCCAAGGCUGCCAAGCUCAGCCUGUUCAACAGAAAUAACGCCCUGAAUGCCUGUAUGAAGAAAGAGGAGAAGAAAGAGGAGAAGAAAGAGAAGGAGAUUCAUUAUGAGGAUUCCCCAGAUGGUGGCUGGGGCUGGAUGGUUGUACUUCACUGCUUCCUGGUGAAUGUGCUGGUGAUGGGGACCCUGAAGACGUUUGGGAUCUUCUUCGUGACAUUCCAGGAUGAGUUCGGAGGGUCGGCAGAGAGUAUCAGCUGGAUCGGCUCGAUCAUGUCUAGCCUGCGGCUCUCUGGAGGUCCCCUGGCCGCUGUAUCGUGUGCGAAGCUGGGGAACAGAGUGACCUCUAUAGCUGGGGCUGUGCUGGUCAGUGUUGGCUUCCUCAUGAGUGUCUUUGCCACCAGUGUGGUAUUCCUAUACAUCAGCAUGGGGCUGAUUGUGGGCCUGGGUUUUGCACUCCUGUACCAAGCCACCUCUGUUGUCACGGCAACAUAUUUCCGUAAGAGGUUAGCGACGGCAUACUCCAUCGGGCGGUCUGGGAUGGGCUUGACCUUCGCCCUCGCCCCUUUCACUCAGCUGCUGCUGGAUCAGUAUGCCUGGCAAGGAGCUCUGCUGAUCCUAGGAGGCCUGAUGUUAAACCUGGUGGCCUCUGGGAUGCUGCUAAGACCCAUCCACAUUAAGCCUGCACCACCCCCUUCCUCAUCCUCAUCUUCAUCCAUCCAAAAAACCCCUCUGAUAGAUCCAGAGAAGGAGAAGGACCGCCCUCAGAAUGGAUGCUGCUUUAACAGAUCCACAAUGUUAACCAAUGGCAUCACCAAAUCAGAGUCUUCUCCUUCCACUCCACAACCCCUGCAUUGGGACACUGAGACCUCAGAGAAGGUCUCCACACAUGAGUUGGUUCAGAGCAACUACAUCCCCCCACCUCCACCAAACCCUGAACUGACCAAGCUGGUACAAAACAGCGUGAACAGGCACGUUCAGGAGGCAUCCCCUCCCACAGCCACCAUAGACAGCCCCAGCCUCAUGGAACAGAACGGUACCAUUAGCCUAAACGGUUCAGCUGUGUUUGGGUUCUCCUCAACUAAUGGUUCUACCACUGUGGAUGAUCACAUCCCACCGGCUGUGAAAAAUAACAGAGUCCUAGACUUCUCCCUGUUGAAGAACCCCUUCUUCUGCAUCUACACUUGGUCCGUGGUAUUCAGCCAGCUGGCUUACUUCAUCCCCUACUUCCACUUGUCUGCCCGGGCCAGGAACCUGGGUAUAGAUGCCAUGGAUGCUUCCUUCAUCAUCUCUGUGGCAGGUAUCACAGAGACUAUAGCCCAGCUAGGCUCUGGUUGGCUAGCGGAUAAGAACCCGUUCCAUAAGUACCACUACCACAAGACCUACCUGAUCCUGUGUGGAGUGGUCAACCUGUUUGCCCCGCUGGCUAACACCUACAUCCUGCUCAUGGUUUACGCUGUCUUCUUUGCCAUCUUCUGUGGCGGUUACAUGGCACUGCUACUGCCUGUCCUGGUGGAUCUGGUAGGGCAAGAGAAACUCAACAACUCCAUGGGAUUUUCUAUGUUCUUCGUAGGCCUCGGCUGUCUGACAGGACCUCCUCUCGCAGGUUUCCUGUAUGACUACACCCAGACCUACGACUGCUCCUUCUACCUAGCGGGGGUGUGUUACCUGCUCUCCUCUGUCUCUCUCUUCCUGGAGCCCGUGGCGAGGAGGUGGCAGAGCAGAAAGAGGAGACGCGAGGCCCGCGAUGUAGACACCAGCUGGAAGACUAAUGGCUGCUUCUGCCCUGAGCUUCCUGUCCUAAAGAACAGCAACAACAAUGGCGUCGUCUAGAGGGUAGUUUCACCCCAGCUAGCACAUUUGGUUCCUUGGAAGUUCAUAUGCAAAAUAACCAUAGGGCAAUCACGAUGCCUUAACAAUCACUACGGGAGCAGUAUGCUAGCUGGGGGACAUUACCAUACUCUCCUUCAUUAAGCCUGGAAUCAUGUAGAUGGAGGGAGGACAGGGUUGGCUUCCUGUUCCUAAUAUAUGUCAUUUAGCAGACACUUGAUAAUUAUUCAAAGCGAAUUACAGUAAAGUGAGUACAGACAUUUUGGGGAUUUGUGAUCCCAGCGGGAAUCGAACUUGCGACCUUGGCACUACUAGCACCAUUGCUCUGACUGAGACACACAUAACCAUGUAGAGGGAGGGAGAGCAGAGUUGGCUGCUUCCCCUUUCUCUCUCCUUCCUUAAAACAAGCAUGUGCCAACUGUGCCAGUUACCCAGCUUUUGGGUGGACUGAAAUGACCCUGCUGCUUUGGCGAAAGCCAAGGAAUACCCAACUGACUGUCUGACUGACUGACUGAGGAGAAAGCCAAGGAAUACCCAACUGACUGUCUGACUGACUGACUGAGGAGAAAGCCAAUGAAUACCCAACUGACUGACUGUCUGACUGAGGAGAAAGCCAAGGAAUACCCAACUGACUGUCUGACUGACUGACUGAGGAGAAAGCCAAGGAAUACCCAACUGACUGACUGUCUGACUGAGGAGAAAGCCAAGGAAUACCCAACUGACUGACUGACUGAGGAGAAAGCCAAGGAAUACCCAACUGACUGACUGUCUGACUGAGGAGAAAGCCAAGGAAUACCCAACUGACUGACUGUCUGACUGAGGAGAAAGCCAAGGAAUACCCAACUGACUGACUGUCUGACUGAGGAGAAAGCCAAGGAAUACCCAACUGACUGUCUGACUGACUGAGGAGAAAGCCAUGGAAUACCCAACUGACUGUCUGACUGAGGAGAAAGCCAAGGAAUACCCAACUGACUGUCUGACUGAGGAGAAAGCCAAGGAAUACCCAACUGACUGACUGUCUGACUGAGGAGAAAGCCAAGGAAUACCCAACUGACUGACUGUCUGACUGACUGACUGUCUGACUGAGGAGAAAGCCAAGGAAUACCCAACUGACUAUCUGACUGACUGAGGAGAAAGCCAAGGAAUACCCAACUGACUGACUGUCUGACUGAGGAGAAAGCCAAGGAAUACCCAACUGACUGACUGUCUGACUGAGGAGAAAGCCAAGGAAUACCCAACUGACUGUCUGACUGAGGAGAAAGCCAAGGAAUACCCAACUGACUGUCUGACUGACUGACUGAGGAGAAAACCAAGGAAUACCCAACUGACUGUCUGACUGAGGAGAAAGCCAAAGAAUACCCAACUGACUGUCUGACUGAGGAGAAAACCAAGGAAUACCCAACUGACUGUCUGACUGACUGAGGAGAAAGCCAAGGAAUACCCAACUGACUGUCUGACUGACUGUCUGACUGAGGAGAAAGCCAAGGAAUACCCAACUGACUGACUGACUGACUGACUGUCUGACUGAGGAAAAGCCAAGGAAUACCCAACUGACUGACUGUCUGAGGAGAAAUUAUUAUGACCACAGCAAUGUUACUGUAAUAGCUUAAAAAUGGUUGUAGAUAUAACGAAGACUUUUCCUUCAGUCCAUAAAGAGAGGCAGCAAACGGAGAAUCCUGUUUUGUAACUUUUUGAAUACGAGACAAAUGUACACUUAUUCUGCUGGGCCACAUGUUAUCCCUCAUGUUCUCAUGGCAUCGCCUGACGCCUGCUACACAAAUCUCAUUGUAGUGUGGACUAAUGUGGCUGGAACACUUGACGUCAUUUUUCAGAGGAAUUGAACAACACAACAAACUUCUGACACGACACAACCACAAUUGUCUACACAAUCACAUCCUAUAUUCAUCAGAAACGGUACACUUCUGUCUUAAAUACAGUACAACGUACAGUACACCCACGAAUGAGUCUUGGGUUCCGUCCCAAAUGGCACCGUAUUCCCUAUAUAGUGCACUACUUUUAACCAGGGCCCAUAGGGGUCCCAUAGGGGCUGGUCAAAAGUAGUGCACUAUAUAGGGAAUAUAGGGUGUAUUUUUUUGGGCACGCAGGGCCCUGUACACAGAAAAAUGUUGAGAUCAUGUUAUAUAUGAUAUGGGUUACUGUAUGUACCAUAUAGAUGAUGUACCAUAUGUCUGGUAGAUACAGUUCAUUCAGAAAGUAUUCACACCCCUUUGACUUUUUACACAUUUUGUGGGAAUUCAAAUUCAUUUUAUUGUCCCUUUUUUUUUGUCAAUGAUCAAAUGUGAAAGUGGAAGAAAAAAUUAAUAAAUAGAUAAAUAUUCAACCCCCUUGAGUCAAUACAUGUUAGAAUCACCUUUGGCAACGAUUACAGCUGUGGGUGAUUUUGGGUAAGUCUCUAAGAGCCUUUUUGCAAAACUUCAAGCUCUGGUUGUUGAUCAUUGCUAGACAGCCAUUUUCAAGUCUUGCCAUAGAUUUUCAAGCUGAUUUAAGUCAAAACUGUAACUUGGCCACUCAGAAAUAUUCAAUGUUGUCUUGGUAAGUAACUACAAAGUAUAUUUGGCCUUGUGUUUUAGGUUAUUGCCCUGCUGAAAGGUGAAUUUGUCUCCCACUGUCUGGUGGAAAGCAGACUGAACCAGGUUUUCCUUUAGGAUAUUGCCUUUGCUUAGCUAUAUUAAAUGUAUUUUUAUCCUAAAAAACUCCUUAGUCCUUGCCGAUGACAAGCAUACCCAUAACAUGAUGCAACCACCACCAUGCUUGAAAAUAUUUAGAUUGUAACUCAGUGUUGUGUUGGUUUUGCCCCAAACAUAACACUUUGUAUUCAGGACAAAAAGUUAAUUUCCUUUGCCACAUUUCUUGCAGUUUUACUUUAGUACCUUAUCGCAAACAGGAUACAUGUUUUGGAAUAUUUAUAUUCUGUACAUGCUUCCUUCUUUUCACUCUGUCAUUAGGCUAGUAUUGUCGAGUAACUAAAAUGUUGUUGAUCCAUCCUCAGUUUCUCCUAUCCCAGCUAUUAAACUCUUUAAAACUAUGUUUUAAAAUUAUCACCAUUGGCCUCAUGGUGAAAUCCCUGUUACCUUCCUACAGUAUCCGGCAACUGAGUAAGGAAGGUCGCCUGUGUCUUUGUAGUGACUGGGUGUAUUGAUACACCAUCCAAAGCGCAAUUGAUAACUUCAGCAUGCUUGAAGGGACAUUCAGUGUUGGCUUUUUAUUUUAAUUAUCUACCAAUAGGUGCCCUUCUUUGCGACGAAAUGGAAAACCUCCCUCGUCUUUGUGGUUCUGUGUUUGAAUGAAGGACCUUACAGAUAAUUGUAUGUGUGGGAUACAGAGAUGAGCUAGUCAUCAAAACAAAUCAUGUUAAAACAACAUUAUUGCACAGAGUAAUUCCAUGCAACUUAUUAUGUGACUUAUUAAGCAAAUCUUUACUCCUGAACUUAUUUAGGCAUGCCAUAACGAAACGGGGGGAAUACUUAUUCUAAAAACGAAAUUUCACUUUGUAACAACAACAACAACAACAUGUGGAAAAAGUCAAAGGGUGUGAAUGCUUUCCAAAGACAUGUAAGUGUUCCCACCUAGACCCUUUUCUGCCACUGUACCAAACCGUUUAGCCCAUCCCACUAAUCAAAGGGUGUGAAUGCUUUCCAAAGACAUGUAAGUGUUCCCACCUAGACCCUUUUCUGCCACUGUACCAAACCGUUUAGCCCAUCCCACUAAUCAAAGGGUGUGAAUGCUUUCCAAAGACAUGUAAGUGUUCCCACCUAGACCCUUUUCUGCCACUGUACCAAACCGUUUAGCCCAUCCCACUAAUCAAAGGGUGUGAAUGCUUUCCAAAGACAUGUAAGUGUUCCCACCUAGACCCUUUUCUGCCACUGUACCAAACCGUUUAGCCCAUCCCACUAAUCAAAGGGUGUGAAUGCUUUCCAAAGACAUGUAAGUGUUCCCACCUAGACCCUUUUCUGCCACUGUACCAAACCGUUUAGCCCAUCCCACUAAUCAAAGGGUGUGAAUGCUUUCCAAAGACAUGUAAGUGUUCCCACCUAGACCCUUUUCUGCCACUGUACCAAACCGUUUAGCCCAUCCCACUAAUCAAAGGGUGUGAAUGCUUUCCAAAGACAUGUAAGUGUUCUCACCUAGACCCUUUUCUGCCACUGUACCAAACUGUUUAGCCCAUCCCACUAAUCAAAGCCCAAUUUCACAAUACUACACAAAUGUCUUAAUGAACAAUGUUCACAUAAUAUCACCAAGGGUUGCAGUCAAUCAGACCCCAAAAUAAUAGUUUGGGAAUCGUACCGCUGCACCACGCAAUACUCUGAACCGCUGCGCCAUGCAAUAUACUGAACCGCUGCGCCACGCAAUAUACUGAACCGCUGCACCACGCAAUAUACUGAACCGCUGCACCACGCAAUACACUGAACCGCUGCACCAUGCAAUACACUGAACCGCUGCACCACACGAUAUACUGAACGGAUGCACCACGCGAUAUACUGAACGGAUGCACCACGCGAUAUACUGAACCGCUGCACCAUGCAAUAUACAACAAUGGACUGCUAGAUAAAUCCACUCAUAGCAGUGCAUUUGGAAAGUAUUCAGACCCCUUCACUUUUUCCACAUUUUGUUACAUUGCAGCCUUAUUAUACAAUUUAUUAUAUUGUUUUUCCCCUCAUAAAUCUACACACACUACCCCAUAUUGACAAAGCAAAAACAGAUUGAAUUUACCACAGAAUGCACCGGAGCUCAAUUUUGAUGUCUCAUGGCUAAGGGUCUGAAUACUUAUGUCAAUAUAUAUAUAUUUGCAAAAAUGUCUAAACCUGUUUUCGCUUUGUCAUUAUUGGGUAUUGUGUGUAGAUUGAUGAAGAAUAAAUGUAAUUGAAUCCAUUUUAAAAUACGGGUGUUUACGUAACAAAAUGUGGAGAAAGUCCAGGGGCCUGAAUACGUUCUGAAGACACGGUAGUUACCACAAAGCUGUUUUUGAGUCAGCAAAUCUAGAUCUGGGUUAGCGUUAGCAUCUCUGAUUCACAGGUGCUCAAACAACAGUAUUAAUGUACAGUAGUAUUUUCCAAUACUACAUACAUUCAACAUCGUAAAGGUAUCAUAUUACCAUUCAACUGGAUCUGGAGUUAGUUCAAAAUAGUUCACUAUUAGUGUAAUCAUGAGAGACCUAUUUCGGUAUGUAUGGUAUACCACUGAGGGGAGAUUACUUUGUACACAGACCCUAAUUUAGGUUAGCCUGGUCCCAGAUCGGUUACUUUGUGCUGUCUUGCCAAUGUUUGGCAUGCCACAUGACAAUCACACAUAGAAGUUGUCAAGGACCAAGCUGGGUGGAAGAGUAUAUCACAUAGGGUGAAAUACCUGGGUUUACUUGGUAUGUACACAGUGGACAGCCAUGUUGGUUGGUGCUGUUUUACUGUGUAAACUACUGACCAAGUGCUUUUAAAAGACAGACAGUUUAUUUGCUUCGCCUGAGUACCCGUGUUUUUGUUGUAUUGCCAAUGAAGGGAUAGGAAAGGGGGGGGAUACCUAGUCAGUUGUACAAAUGAAUGCCUUCAACUGAAAUGUGUCUUCCGCAUUUAACCCAACCCCUCUGAAUCAGAGAGGUGCGGGGGGCUGCCUUAAUCGACAUCUUUGGUGCCCGGGGGUUAACCGAGUGACAAGGAGUUGGCAGAUUGCCACUCAGGUUUUAUUAUUUGCUUAUUAUUACCCAGAUAAUACAUCUUCUUUAGAUGGUACUACCCAUAUACCUUAGUAAGGCUGGUACAAUGAGGAAAUGAAAUGCUGUUGAAGGCUACUUCAGGCAUAUGACAUGGGAGAGCUAUGACAUGGGAGAGCUAUGACAUGGGAGAGCUAUGAUAUGGGAGAGCUAUGAUAUGGGAGAGCUAUGAUAUGGGAGAGCUAUGACAUGGGAGAGCUAUGACAUGGGAGAGCUAUGACAUGGGAGAGCUAUGAUAUGGGAGAGCUAUGACAUGGGAGAGCUAUGAUAUGGGAGAGCUAUGACAUGGGAGAGCUAUGACAUGGGAGAGCUAUGAUAUGGGAGAGCUAUGACAUGGGAGAGCUAUUCUGCCCUACCAAGCAAAAAGGCAGUAACUGCUCAUAAUGUGGAACUGAGAAACAUGUGUUUUAUUUACCUUGACCUUACCUGUUUUUAUUUACUUUAUGCAGUUACUGCUAACCCUUUUCUCCAAAACACAAUAUGAGGCAGGAUACUUGUCCACAUGAUUAAGCAUGUAUUUUAUGAUAUUAACUCAUUUUCGACCAAAUGAGCAGUCACUGUCUUUUUGCUCUUUAGGGCAGUGUUCUAUGGGAGUUUAGUCUGUCGUUUAAAUUCUGUUAUCUACAAGGUUUUAUAUGUUGUUCUUUUGUUACCAUAGUGAUUCCCCCAUUCUUCACUAAAUGUUCCUAAGUAUAUAUUGUGUACUGUAUGUACCUAGUUCAUUGUUUUUCCAACGAACAACAAUGAUACCACGAAACAGAAUGUAAGCUCGUGAGAUCAGGUGGUUCGUACGAGGCUAUGUUCCUGAGAAACACUGACCUGGUCCUUUGAAAAUUGAGUGAUAAACAUUUGCUUUUGUUUUCUACUGCCCUCUAGUGGCGCUAAAAAGCUUGAACUCAAAGAACACUUCAUCAGUACCAAAUCGCUCUUCCCCCUCAACUCACUCUCACAAAGCUCAUCAGCCUGCCUGCACAACUCUGUGUGUAUCGUCUCAGCACAUUCUUCCAUUUACCAUUAUUCACAUGCAGCAGCUCUGCUCGCUCCUAAAAUGGAUGCCAAGAGAGCCUUGUGGGUUCUGGUCAAACGUAGUUUUCUAUAUAAGGAAUUGGGUUCCAUUUGGGAUGUGCAAUCAGUGUGUUCACUUCCUGUGUGUGCACUUCCUGUGUGUGCACUUCCUGUGUGUGCACUUCCUGUGUGUGCACUUCCUGUGUGUGCACUUCCUGUGUGUGCACUUCCUGUGUGUGCACUUCCUGUGUGUGCACUUCCUGUGUGUGCACUUCCUGUGUGUGCACUUCCUGUGUGUGCACUUCCUGUGUGUGCACUUCCUGUGUGAUUGAGGGCCACUGAAUGUUAUGUUAAAAUGUAUAUUUUGAUGAUUUAAAAGUAGAUCUCUUUAUUUUGUUAGUCUAUUCUUUACUGCCUGAACCCAGUGUUUUUUAGGAAGGAACUGUGAUUUAAAGCAAUAUCCUGAAAAAGCUAUUUUGUCCAACAAUUGUUUUCAAGAAAACAGGAACAAAUGCAACCCUUAAACUCAACAAGUGCUUAAAUGUAAUUUUGUAACACCUAGAAAUAUAUUUGAUAUUGUAUUCUGAUUACAAUAAUUUCAUGUUGGACAAGACUUUACAUUUUAUAUAUUGGUUUCAGGUGUCAUUUGAUUAAGGCUUACUACAUGCUUAACCAAUCAUAUUCCUAAUAGUUACUAUCAUCUAAACGCGUUGUUCUUUUUGUAUGCCUUUUAACUGACUGUACAAUCAGCUGCAAUAAAGUGACACGUGACAUGGAU